Messenger RNA from Perkinsus marinus ATCC 50983, 1548 nucleotides. RefSeq lists its product as hypothetical. The transcript is spliced from 5 exons. NCBI's taxonomy places the organism in Eukaryota, Perkinsozoa, Perkinsida, Perkinsidae. The coding region runs from base 1 to 1548 and encodes 515 amino acids. The record is from RefSeq and is a predicted model, not a curated record. Gene Ontology annotation, molecular function: monoacylglycerol lipase activity; short-chain carboxylesterase activity.
AUGACAGGUGACCCAAUACUGGAUGCUGGAGGGAGUCUAGAGUACCUGUAUGCGGUCCUGGGCCCUCGAGGGAUGCUCCUUGGGGCUGCCCUCCUCAUCUGGACCCUCCACUACUUCAUGGUGCUGCAUCAGCGGCCCUACGUCUAUUUCUCGGGAACGAGGUCGACUCGAAUCUUGGAACUGUGUCCCGCUGCAACUACUUCGUACUCCCCCGCCCUCUGGUGUUUUGGUAGCGGAACACUACAGACCUUAGCUGGCACUUGGCUCCUUGGUAAUGUCGAUGAGCAUACCCCGCCGGCCCCUCCUCUACCCGGUGCCUGCCAGUACACCCGUGAGUUCAUACGGGUAACUACCCCUCCCGUUAGAGCCCUCUUCAUCAACCCUACUCAGGUCUCUACUGGUCGCACAGUGUCCCUCGACUGGUUACCGAUUGGGGACCAAAGGGCCCCUCCAGGGACCGGUCUCCGCCCACAGGAUUGCUUCGCUCUACUCAUUAUCCUCAACCACGGCAUUGGCGGAGCUCUGGUCAAUGGUUGCAUAAUAGAGACCAUCCAAUACGCUCAAUCCCUGGGCUUUGCCUGUGUAGUAGUGAACCUACCUGGUGCCGGGGGUACUGUCGCCCCCUUGCCCGCCAAGGGUGGUGAUGGUAGCCUCACGCCAUGUGCCAGUGUACUGCGUCCAUCAUUCAGAAGGGAGGUGGCUGAGGCAAUGGAUGCCAUCGACAGGCGACUUAAGAAUUGGGAUCAACUGCAACAGCAGCAACAGCAGACUGCCACACCACCCCCGGGGUCCUCAGACCCACGCUCAUCCCCAGCAGUAACGCCUCGGCCAAUGGGGUCAGCCUCGACAUCAGUGUCGCUACCUAAGGGCCUCAUUGCCUUUUCUGCUGGAGGCCUGCAUGCCCUAGAUUACUUGGCACACUUUACCCCUCGGUCCUCGUCGACUCCUGACCAACAGGCCGCCGAGGGUGGUCCUGAUGACCACGGUAGUGCUGGCACUUGUUCGGUGGCUGCUGCUGGUAUUGGAGCCUGUGCCUUUGGUCACGUACCGUUAAAACCAGAGAAGUGGGCCGCCGACUCGAGUAGUGCUAAACGAGACUUCUUAGCUCGCUGUAAAGUCCAACUUCGGCAAUGUUGUGCUGCUGGUGAUUCUGAUCUAGAACAGUGCCAAGCAGCGAUGAAAGCGGAGACCCUCCUCGAAUUCGAGACUGCCAUGUUGCCACUGACGGGCCCGUCUGUCGGACCCUUCAAGCCCUACGACAGUAUAUCAUCCCUCACCAUCCCUGUGUGUCUGUACUUCUCCCGGGACGAUCCUACUAUAGACUUCGAUUCGGAUGUUGACCUGCUACAACUCGCUGUGAAGGGCCGAGAGCAUUUAGUGACAGCAGUGACCGAGACUGGUGGCCACUGUGGGGGCUUCACGACCAGCUCAUUGUUCCGUUCUCGGAAGCCUUCUUCCAAGCGGGAUAGUCUUGGCUCUGGAGUGCGAUAUCCCAUCACCUUCAUGGUGGACUUCAUUGCUGCUAGCCUGCGGCCAGUACUACUAUAA